UAAUUUUUUUGGAUUGAAUUGAAUAAUUAUUUUAUGCGGUACGAUGAAUUAACAGCAACAUCAAUUGAUAAUUAAGAAGCAUUGCGUUUUCUUGUCUCAACAUAAGUCUUCAACUAUCAACUAACCUUUUAAUACAUUCAGAUUGAAGUGCGAAUUGCUUCUGACGAAAAUUCAUCAUCUUAGUCAUUAUCAAGUUUGAACGUGCUGGAACAUUUACGUUUACGAAUAUAUCAAUUUUGUAAAGUAUUCGCAAAGAAAGUACUAGUAACGAAACGGUAGAGAAUUACCAUUGGUAGCACUGCGUUAAUAUCCAUAACGUUGGCAACCUUAGCUAUCAAAUCUGACAGCUCGGCCAUUUUGACCGAUUCCUGAAAGGAGAGCUGCAGCCUAUUUUACCACGAAGGAAUAAAUCCGGAAAAAUGUAGGACAUCAUUGGAGUUUACAACUCAGGUGUGGACAAAAAACCUAAAUAAAGCACUUGAACCACAAGCGCGACUACUUAUUCACCCGAAAUGUCACAGCGAAUAACAAAGCAGGCGAUAGUUGAGGCACUGGGUAACGCGGGCAUAAGCUUCUCCAAGUCGGCUAACCUAACCCAACUAAAGCGCCUCUACGCCGGACUCCACCAACUCGAAGAGCACGAGGAUGACGCCUCUAACUCCGAAGAAGAGGAUCCCGUAUGGGUGGUAUCCGCAGACGUGGAUGAUUUCGCCGGCUUUGGCGCCAGCGCGCUAACAGCCACCCUAACUAAUGCCGAAAAUGAGGGCACCACCCGGCCUGCCGCAGCCACUGCCGAAAAACUUCCCGUUGCCACCACAACCUCUGAGACCGGCCCCCAGAUAGUGAACGUGCCGUUGCCGCCCCCAAUAAAUCUGUUGCCACCACCAAUGCCGCCACCGCCGAUAUUAUGAACGAUGACGAACGUGCCGCUGACGCCGCCAGAAAAGCUAUCGCCACCGCUAAUGCCGCCAUGAGGACUGCGGCCAUAGUUAAUGGAAAUGCCGCUGCCGCCAAUACCACUGGUCGACACCACGGCCCGAAUGACCGCCACCGCCGCCAUGCCCCAUACGUUCGCCGCCGCCGUCGUAGGUCUACUGUCGUAACCGCCCAACCCAUCCCAGCCGAGGGGAUAACCACGACACCUUUAGAAAAGCAGAUAGAAGAAUUGCAAAAAGCAACUGCUGGAAUUGAGACGCCAAGUGCAGGAGCUCGAAGACAGGUUCGCCAACAUGCUCCACCCGCAAAGCAGAAUUUUACGAUAUUGAACACGCGCUGCCUAAGUUCAGCUUAGAGGGCAGUGCCCAAACCAUAGGGAAUUUCUUAGCGGACUUUGAGGAGAUUAUGAGGACGGUCGAAGCCGAUGAUCGCUUCAGGCUUUUAAGCCUACGUCGCUCGCUCGAGGGCACCGCCAAACUUUUCCUGUCCACUACCUCGGCGCUAAGCUACGAAACGCUAAAGGAGGCCCUCAUGGAGGAAUUCGCCAUCCCAACUAGCAGACAUGACAUCUAUCGGAUGCUGGGAGGAAAGCGGUGGGACAGACGACGGGAGACCUUUCACUUUUACAUCCUGUCUAUGCAGGCGCUGGCAAAACGGGGCAAUGCCGAUGGCGCUAUGCUUCAACUGCAGUCAACGUGGGCACAUAAAGCCAAAAUGCCCGUACGACCUACGCCCCAAUGGAUCUUGCUUCCGCUGCUGGAAGAUGGGGCAUGACCACCGUUCCUGCCCCAACCCGAAAAAGAGCCUGAAGUCGCUGCCCGACCAACCAGUAAAUGCCGUAUAUUACGAAGACGUCGUGGGACUCGAUAAUUUAGACUUAGUGGAAAGUGGUGGUGCGAGAGUGGCGCAAGUUUCAGCAAGAAAUUUUAGUUUCGAGCAUCUGAUAGUUAAAAGUUGGCACUGUGAGAGAAAUAUGAAAAAUAUUCAUACGAAUAGUAUAUGCUGGAUACACUAAAGAGGAUACAAAAUUAAGAAAGUUAUAAUCUAUUGAUCGUUCCAUUAAAAGCUUCAGUAUAAAGGGGUAAACAUUGAAUAAAUUAUAUUGACUUCACCGUUAUACUAAAUAAAAAAAAAUUUAUGCCAUUGGAAAAUACUUACAACGUAUUAUAUUAUGCUAACGCCCAAAAUCAUAGAAAUUACCACCAUAAAACGACAAUUAACCCAAACUUCAGCUACUUCUUGUGAUCAACAAGUGCAUAUUAAUAUUGAAAGGGAAGUAACCAAAUCCCCGUUAUAGAUUGCCGUUAUCUGAGUACCUUCGGUACGUAUACGGGUAUAUUUGACGCUGGUCGUUUAAAAGUUGUUACGUAGAUAACAGAGAAUAAGUAGUUUUACUGCAACCGAACUAACAACUCGUAUUUAAGAAAAACGAAAAAGAGAUUUUAUUUGAAGCUAACGUCAAAAAGCAACACACCAAUAAUUAUAGAUACAUAUUUACAUAUAUGUAUAUAGAAAGCAUAUAAAGAUCGCCAAAACCAACAUUACACUAUUUUUUGCAACAAUAUCAUGUCCGAUCUUGGCAGUGGCGACGAAGGCAUUUCUGGCUCAAAUGAAGCUCGUUUCUGGGAGAUUAUGGAAAAUUUGAAUGAAGAACUUAUAAUCACUUUAUCGAACUAUCGGGGAAGUUUUCAACAAGUGCCUAAAAGUUUGGAAUGGAGAACCACUAUCCUUCCACAAUUAGACGAAUACCGUUUUCAGCAGAUGCUUAGAGUUACGAGAGACCAAUUUACAUUUAUACUGUCUUUGAUUAGAAACAAUAUCGAAUUUAACAAAUCGCACUCUGUUAGACAAUAUUCGGUGGAUCAUCAACUGGCCAUAGUUUUAUUUCGUUUAGGCUCAUCUGGCGAAAAUGCGGCUAUUAGGAAAAUAGCUUCAGUGUUUGGAGUUGGUGAUGGUGAAACUAUUUACAAAAUAACAAAGAGAGUCUUUCAAGCUUUCUUGGAACUCAAGUCCAAAUAUAUUUACUGGCCGGAUGCUGCUGAAAGGCAAGAAAUAGUGAAAAACACGUAUAAUGAGAUGCCACAUUGUAUAGGAUACAUCGACGGUACUGAACUGAAACUUGCCGAAGCACCAGUGAAAAACCAUACAACUUAUUUUUCUAAAAGUCGGAUAUACUCUAUCAAAGGGCAAGUUGUAUGUGACCAUCAACUGAAGAUUCGACAUGUUGUAGUCGGACAUUAUGGAAGUGUUCACGAUGCUCGCAUGUUUCGUACUAGUACCCUCUGUACUGAAGAAGAUAAUUUUUUUUCUUUUGACCAAUGGUUAGCAGGAGAUUCUGCUUAUCCCUUACUAAAAACCAUCAUUACCCCAUAUCGAUCAAACUCCCAACAGUUGGAUUACGCCAGACGCAAGGCCUUUAACUUACGCCAUAGUAGAUUUCGCGUGAGGAUAGAACAUUGUUUUGGGCUCCUUAAGGAGCGUUUUGGAAGCCUGAAAGAGCUGCGAGUUCGCAUUCAAGAUGAGAAGAGUCAUAAUUUUUGUUCAACUUGGUUCCUUGUUUGCUGCAUAUUGCAUAACAUACUACGAACCCCAUCUCAUGAUGUAGAUUAUAUGUAUAACGUACUUGAAGAUGACGAGGAACUGGAUGAGCUUACUAUGAAUGAAAUUGGUCAAAAUAGUAGUCAAGCAGAAUCCAAACGCAGCUAUUCGUGUGCAUUAAUGCUAGGCGAUUAAUAAAAUACUAAAAAUUUAUCAUUUCUUAUGAACCUACCUUAAGAUUGGUUCGUUCCUAAAAGGAUGUAAAAUAUUUAUUAAACAAACAAUUUUUUAUUUAAUAAUAGAAAGUGUUUAU
Messenger RNA from Rhagoletis pomonella (apple maggot), 3787 nucleotides. RefSeq names its product transcriptional activator protein Pur-beta-A-like. The transcript is spliced from 3 exons. Gene Ontology annotation, molecular function: purine-rich negative regulatory element binding; DNA-binding transcription factor activity, RNA polymerase II-specific; RNA polymerase II transcription regulatory region sequence-specific DNA binding. The record is from RefSeq and is a predicted model, not a curated record. Gene Ontology annotation, biological process: regulation of transcription by RNA polymerase II. Gene Ontology annotation, cellular component: nucleus. Lineage: Eukaryota; Metazoa; Arthropoda; Insecta; Diptera; Tephritidae. Bases 2503 to 3669 code for a protein of 388 amino acids.